Thyridium curvatum is the source of this 2472-nucleotide messenger RNA. RefSeq lists its product as uncharacterized. The coding region runs from base 1 to 2472 and encodes 823 amino acids. Gene Ontology annotation, cellular component: nuclear inner membrane. NCBI's taxonomy places the organism in Eukaryota, Fungi, Ascomycota, Sordariomycetes, Thyridiales, Thyridiaceae. Gene Ontology annotation, biological process: tRNA splicing, via endonucleolytic cleavage and ligation. The record is from RefSeq and is a predicted model, not a curated record. The transcript has a single exon. Gene Ontology annotation, molecular function: phosphoric diester hydrolase activity; RNA ligase (ATP) activity; ATP binding.
AUGGAUCAGGUCACUUCUGGAGAGGCCGCCAAGGCUGUCCAAGAGAUGACAGCACCUUACGCAGCACAGGAUUCUCAUGAGACUGCCGAGCUGCUACAUGCCCUCGAGGAGGCCACCCGGUCCAAGCGCAAGGCCGGCUUCAGCAUCAAGAAGACGCGAUUUGAGGUCAAGAACUCCCCCAGCCAGCUGAGCGUCGACUCCUGGCGGAUGCAGGACUGGGAUUACAAGCGCCCUGAUCUACCCACAUACGCCCGCGGCCUCUUCACCAGCCGUGGCAAGCACGGCACCCCCGAGAUCGUCGUCCGUGGCUACGACAAGUUCUUCAACGUCAACGAGGUCAACGAGACCAAGUGGGAGAACAUCGAGUACCGGACCAAGGGUCCCUACGAGCUGACGCUCAAAGAGAACGGCUGCAUCAUCUUUGUGAGCGGCCUGGAGGACGACACGUUACUUGUCUGCAGCAAGCAUUCUACAGGUGACCGCAGCGAUGUCGACGUCAGCCAUGCCAGCGCAGGCGAGAGGCGGCUGGAGGCGCAGCUGCAGAGAAUCGGCAGGACGAAGCGGGACCUCGCGCGGGAGCUGCGGAAGAGGAAUGUCACGGCAGUGGCAGAGCUGUGUGAUGAUUCCUUCGAGGAGCACAUCCUGGCCUACACCCCUGACAAGGCCGGCCUCUACCUUCACGGCAUGAAUUUGAACCUGCCGCACUUCGCGACUUACCCCAGCUCUCUGGUCCAGCAGUUUGCGGACGAAUGGGGCUUCCUCAAGACUGGCCUGACAGUUAUGGACGACAUCACGACGGUCCGGAAGUUCCUGGAGGAGGUGGCCGAGACGGGAGCGCACGAGGGCCGGGACGUCGAAGGCUUCGUUAUCCGAUGCAGGAUGUCUCCCAAGCCCGGCACCCACCCAUACCAGGAUUGGUUCUUCAAGUACAAGUUCGAGGAGCCCUACCUCAUGUACCGCCAGUGGCGCGAGUGCACCAAGGCCCUGAUCGCCGGCAAGCCGCCGCGGUACAAGAAGCACGCCAAGAUCACGGAGGAGUACAUGCUGUACGCCCGCAAGCGCCUGGCGGCGGACCCCAGGCUCGGCAAGCUGUACAACCAGAACCACGGCAUCAUCGCGCUGCGGGAAGACUUCCUUGCGUUCAAGAACCUCAAGGGCAGCGACGCGGCGGCCUUUGAGGAGCUGCACGGCAACGACGGCACGGGCGGCAAGACCGAGGUGGGCAAGGACGUCAUCCUCGUCCCCAUCGCCACCAUCGGCUGCGGCAAGACCACCGUCGGCCUCGGCCUCGUCCACCUCUUCGAUUUCGGCCACGUCCAGAACGACAACAUCACGGGCUCCAAGCGGCCGCCGCGCUUCACGCGCGCCGUGCUCGACCAGCUGCGCGACCACCGCGCCGUCGUGGCCGACCGCAACAACGCGCAGCGGCACGAGCGCAAGCAGAUCAUCACCGACGUCAAGCAGCAGCACAUGUCGGCGCGCCUCGUGGCGCUCAACUUUGUGCACGACGACAUCGAGACGAUCCGGCGCGUGACGCACGAGCGCAUCUUUGCCCGCGGCGACAACCACCAGACCAUCCACGCGGCGUCGGAGCAGGGCAAGGUCGUGGGCAUCAUGGAGGGGUUCAUCAACCGCUUCGAGCCGCUCGACACGGACCGCGCGCCGGACGACGGCUUCGACGCCGUCAUCGACCUCGACCCCACGGCGGGAAGCAGGACGAACCUCGAGACGGUGGUGCGGGAGCUGCACCGCAUAUACCCGAGCCUCGUGCCCGAGGUGCCCUCGGCCGAGGACAUGGACGCGGCGAUCAAGUCGGCCAUCGAGGAGUACAGCCCGGACCUGCACCACAAGAUCCCCGACCGGAGCAAGAAGGGCGGUAAGGAGGCUCAGCAGCCGCAGGCCAAGAAGGCAAAGGAGAAGCAGCUCGAGUACAUGGCCGUCGACGUGCCGGCCAAGGACGUCACGGCGCUCAUCGAGAAGACGCUCAGGGGCGCCGCGCCGGAGCAGGCGCGCUUCUACCGCCAGCUGCAGCAGACGCGGCGCGUGCAGGCGCGCUUCCACGUCACGCUGAUGCACCGCGCGUCGGCCAAGGAGCACCCGCAGCUGUGGGAGCGGUACGUGGCGCUGAGCAAGGGCACCAGCACCGGCACCGAGGGCGAGGCCAAGGCGGUCCAGACGCUCGGCGGCGCCGAGCUGGGGCCCUGCGACGUCCAGCUCGAGCGCCUCGUGUGCGACGACCGGGUCAUGGCCCUCGUCGCGCGCGUGCUCGACGAGAACUGGACGUGCGUGAACCGCGUGGCGCACGUCACGGUCGGCACGCGCGACGACGGCGUCAAGCCCCGCGAGAGCAACGACCUGCUGGCGCGCUGGCUCGACGAGGGCGCCCCCUCUGCGGACAGCGGGAUCGUGGACCUGGGCAUCGAGGGCCGGCCUGUGGUCAGGGGCACUGUCAGGGGUGUUCUGUCGAGAUGA